UGCUUCAAAGUCCAACGUCAAAGUUCAAUCAGCCUCAAAAAUAAUGUAGAGUCCAACAUUCCCAAGGGGCCAAUCCCCCUUAUAUAUAUGAGGUUGCUCUUUCCUUCUAUUAUAUGAUGUAAAGCUUAAAAGUAGUCUAACCCAGCCCAUCUUCGCUUUCCCACUUACACUUAUAAACUUUCCCAUGAAAAUGGAAGCUUUGGCUUGAUGGGCUGAGUUGUCGUUGCCCGAGGAUGCAAAGCGAGAUAACAUGGGGUAUAUCGGGUACUAUUAGUGUCUGUUUAGCCAGAAUGUGACUAUUCUCUUCAUCAACAAAUUCAAAGACUUCUUGGUUAGAUAUCUGUCCUUUCAUUGUCGAACCACCACGUCUACUUUUUGGGCGCGAUUUUUCGUCAAAAUGUCGUCGGACCCCGAGCUUACUACGGCUCAUGUUUCCACGUUGAAUUUCUGUAUUCUACUUAUACUUCUUCUUACCACAUUGCAAACUCGUCAUGAAGUUGGUCUAAGGGAUCCUCACCAGUGCCUAGCUCUCUUGCAAAAUGGGACAUGGUCGCCCGUAGCUCCAGACGGCUCUCAACGAUGGGAACCGAGGGGUUGCCGCAUGGUAGAGCAUACUACAGACUCUCUCUGCACGUGCCUCAAUGGCCGAAAAGUCGUCUUCGUCGGCGAUUCUACUAUUCGGCAGCUUUUCUGGAAUGCGGGCAAAAAAGUCACUCGCGGCCAUUCAGAAACUAGGAUGAAACGUAUACUUCAAUCAGACAAUAAACAUGCCGAUAUAUCGUUCCGAACUGAUUGUGCCCAACUAGAGUUCAUAUGGGAUCCAUGGCUAAACUCUACCGCAUUAUACGGUAUACUGAAGGCCUUCGACCCUCUGCCUCCAUCUCCCAGGGAAGGGACUAUCACGGAGAUGAAGGUGAAUGAAUUAUCCCCUGUACUUGUUGUCUUGGGUGCUCCUGGAUUCUGGGCUGCUCGGUACGGUGGAGAUGACUAUCUGAACCUAUUCAAGCGAGCGAUUAACGGCAUUGUACCAUACCUAUCGCCUGACUUGGACAGCAACAUAUCAUCGAUAAUGACAACUACACGGAAUUCCGGAGGCGUAACAAACAAGAUUUUCCUAACGCCGGUAGGAAUCCCCAACUAUGAAAGUUUAUCACUCAAUCGAUCCAAAAGCAUUACGCCCGGUCGGGUCGAAGCCAUGAAUAAUCAUCUCGCACAAGUCUUCCCAGGAAAUUCGACAUAUAUUCCUUGGGUUUUCAACAAAUUUCCCGUACGCCCCGGAAAGCACUUCGAUACAGAUGGCUUGCACGCGUCUGAAGACGUAGCAUCGCUCAGGCUCGAUAUUAUUUUCAACGCAUUUUGCAAUACGGCGGCAAGCGCCCGCUCACGCUCCUUCCGAGGCACAUGCUGCGUCGCCGCCCCCGAGAAUGACGUAUUUGUCGCGGCGUGCAUGUUGUUAGGCCUUGCGGCGGGAUUCACGUUCGGCGCGCGCCGUGCCUUGGAGGUCUCGGGUGAUGCAGCAGGUGUUAGGUUUGGCUUGGCCUUUGGUAACAUACUUAUCGCCCUCGUAUGGUGCUGGUACGCCGACGGGGCCUCGUUUCUAGGGAAAGCCGAACGCCAUUACCAGCAAAGCGCUUUCGCCAGGGCCUGCGUUAUCUGGCUGAUGGUUAGCGCGUUAUCGUCAGUACAGAAUACUCAGCAACCGGAUGGCUCUUCAUCGUCUAAACGUGUUCCUCCGGGCUACCGUGGUCCGGGAUACAUGUCGCGGAUCCAGUCCAACGAGAUGAAAGGCUUGAUGCAGGGAUUUAUCUUGCUGUAUCACUACCACUACGCGUCCCAGGCCCUUUGGGUAUACAAGAUCAUCCGGCUGUUUAUCGCUGGGUAUCUCUACAUAUCCGGCUACGCCCAUACGCAAUAUUUUCUCACGACGAACGACUUCUCUGUGCAGCGCCUCAUAGAGAUCUUGUUCCGUAUAAACCUUCUGAGUGUUUCCCUUUCGUACAUGAUGGGGACAACAUACACUUCGUAUUAUUUUGCUCCUGUUGCGACGUUCUGGUAUCUCGUCUCGUACAUGAUGCUUUUCAUCUUCAAAAGUCGCAACCGGGAUAUGCGUUGGUUACUUUUCAAGGUGCUCCUGACGACAAAGCUCACCGAAUGGUUUAUACUCACGCCUGGCGUCCUUGAAACCGCCAGUAAAAUCAUGUACGCACUUUUCUUCAUAUCCAUCGACCCGGAAGAAAUGCGUUUUAGGCUGGGCUUAGACCGCUACAUCCCCUUCGUCGGGAUAGUCGUGGCGGCUUUAGUCCAUCGCGCCUCUGUCCGCAGGGCACGAACGGUUCUUCAACUUGGCUGCGGUAAAACGACUCUAUCUUUAAGAUUCACCCGUUUGCUUACCGCGAUCUGUAUUGGGGGUGUUCUGACAUUCCUGUACGUCACGCAGACCUAUCUGCCAGACAAGAAAACAUACAACCAUAUGCACCCACUUAUAUCCUGGAUCCCCAUUCUAGGCUACGUGGUACUCAGAAACUCGACCAGAAGGCUUCGAGAUAGGUUCCUUUCCAUACCGCACUACCUAGGCAGCAUCUCGCUAGAAACGUACGUCCUACAAUACCACAUCUGGCUUUGCGGCGACGCCACGGCAAAACUUACGGUGGGAUACGCGGAAGGCCGCUAGGGGCGGUUGGCCGAGACGGCGAUGCUCACGGUCGUGUUUAUCGGCCUUUCGGCGUACGCAAACACACACACGAAGGAGCUGUCCCGUUGGAUGAACCCGGCGGUGGCUGUGGGACUGCUUUUGGCUCUAUGGUCCGCAAACAUUUUCAUCAGUGGAAUACUAACCUCGUCCGAAGAGAUACAAAGAUCUGUUAUAAGUAAGGUACCUAGUAUAAGAGGUGCGUGAUGUUAGGUAGGUCUAGGUACCCAGUACGUGGUGUUAAGUCUCGUGGGUACAUACAUGUAUGCAUAUGGAAGGACUUUGGUGAAGUGAAGUUCAUUAUUUUAGGAAAAGGGGGGAGUAAGAAGGUACCUAAAGUAUUGUUUGUAUAUUAAAAGGAGCUUAUUAACAUCGGUAUGUAACUUGUGUUGUUCGCCUACCAAAACCUCAUGUUAUACGGUUUAUUCACUGUUAAUGCAGGUAAUCAAUAAAGGGUUGGUUUGAAAAAAAAUCGUUUAGUUAUUCACAGCAGGUGUACCUGCACUUGUUUGAAAGGCUGGGGCUCUGCACCUUCCUCCCG
Molecule: messenger RNA, 3230 nt
Organism: Daldinia caldariorum
Lineage: Eukaryota; Fungi; Ascomycota; Sordariomycetes; Xylariales; Hypoxylaceae
Product: Cas1p-domain-containing protein
Exons: 2
Coding region: 398-2671 (757 amino acids)
Source: RefSeq, a predicted model, not a curated record